AUGAGAGUCCACCAGAAGCUCUACGUAGUCGUAAUCGUUACCGUCCUGCUCGCGCUGGCGGUUUUCAUCCUGGUUUUCAUCUUCCUCCGCCGCCGUACCGGCGCAAAACGCGGUGCCGGACUCAUUCCCCUGGUUAAUGAGUCGGAUCAACGCGCAGCAGAUGAAAUUUCGAAAGUUGUCGAGAAGAAGGUGUUUGUCGUGGAGAACGUGGUGAAGGCGGAGCAGAUUGAGUCGGAGAGUAAAAAGGCGAGCUCGGUGAGCUACGAGUCGAGUACGACUCGGAGCGAGUCGUCGUCGGUUAAGUCGGUGUCGACCGACGGUUUGGGGAGCUUUGGGUGGGGGAAGUGUUACAGCUUACGGGAGCUACAGGCGGCAUCGAAUCAGUUCUCCGAUGAGAAUGUAAUCGGAGAAGGAGGAUACGGCGUCGUUUACUGUGGGGUUUUGCACGACGGAUCUGUGGUUGCUAUAAAAAAUUUAUCAAAUAAGAGGGGCCAUGCAGAGGAAGAAUUUAAGGUGGAAGUUGAAGCCAUUGGGAAAGUAAGACACAAGAACCUUGUGGGUUUGAUAGGUUACUGCGCAGAAGGCACUGAAAGGUUACUUGUUUACGAGUACAUUGAUAAUGGCAAUUUGGAGCAGUGGUUGCAUGGUGAUGUAGGCCCUGUCAGCCCUCUAACUUGGGAGGUCAGGAUGAAAAUUGCAGUAGGAGCUGCCAGAGGACUCGCGUACUUGCACGAAGGACUGGAACCCAAAGUUGUUCAUCGUGAUGUAAAAUCAAGCAACAUACUUUUGGAUAGGAAAUGGAAUACAAAAGUAUCAGAUUUUGGACUUGCCAAAUUAUUGGAAUCUGAUGCCAGCCAUGUCACCACCCGUGUGAUGGGAACAUUUGGAUAUGUCUGCCCUGACUAUGCAAGUACCGGCAUGCUUAACGAAACGAAUGAUGUCUACAGCUUUGGAGUUCUGCUCAUGGAAAUAAUAACUGGCAGGAGCCCGGUAGACUAUUCCAGACCACCUGGAGAGACGAACUUGAUUGACUGGUUCAAAGGGAUGAUAGCAAGUCAUCGUGUCGAAGAGUUAGUAGAUCCGCGGAUCAGUGUUCCUCCUCCCCCAAGAGCUUUAAAGAGAGUAUUACUACUUUGCCUGCGCUGUAUAGAUAUUGAUGCCCACAAACGGCCAAAGAUGGGGCAAGUUGUGCACAUGCUCGAGGCAGAUGAAUUCUCUUACCGUGCUGGAACCCGAUUUGCUCGUGAUACAGCUCCUUUACAUCAUCUCCAAGCCACUAGCAGAAAUGAAAUUCCGCCUGCACAAACGAAAGUGGUGAAUGAUGGUGGAGAAAGACCAACGGGGAGCUAGACGGUCAUAUUAAAGAUGCAUAAAAAGGUUUUCACUGCCAACACCCAAUCGCGGAGAAAUUUCGACUCUAAACAAGAUAAGUUGAAGAAUUUUCUUUUAAUUUUUCUUCUCCUGCGUCGGCAUUUAAAGGUUAAUGUGAAUAUAUAUAUAGUGUGAUUUGUGAUCCAUGUAUUUUCUUGAUAAUACUCCCCCUCCCCAUUUAUAGGUGAUAUAUAUGCGAGAUAUGUAAAACACAUAUAGAAACAAUGUACUAUUUGACUAAACUUUGAUUUAUUUAUAUUGUUUUCACAGA
Salvia hispanica is the source of this 1642-nucleotide messenger RNA. RefSeq names its product putative receptor-like serine/threonine-protein kinase At4g34500. The record is from RefSeq and is a predicted model, not a curated record. Gene Ontology annotation, molecular function: protein kinase activity; ATP binding. Gene Ontology annotation, biological process: protein phosphorylation. Lineage: Eukaryota; Viridiplantae; Streptophyta; Magnoliopsida; Lamiales; Lamiaceae.